Messenger RNA from Pimephales promelas (fathead minnow), 2880 nucleotides. NCBI's taxonomy places the organism in Eukaryota, Metazoa, Chordata, Actinopteri, Cypriniformes, Leuciscidae. The record is from RefSeq and is a predicted model, not a curated record.
AUGCCUGUGGUCAUUCUCUUCUUAUCCACUAAUGAUGUUGAUGGUGAGGAUGAUCUAAAUGAGGGGGAGGUCGGUGAUGAUGAUAACAGGGAUGGUAAUGAGGUUGGUGAUGUGGAUUGUGAAGUCAAUAGGAAUGCUGGAGAAAAAGGGGAUGGUGAUGGUGUCAUUGAGGAUUGUGGAGAAAAGGGGGAUGAUGGUGUUGCUGCUGGGGAUGAUGAAUGUAAAGUUAUUGAUGAAGACAAUGGCGAAUGCUGUGAGUUUGAUGAUGAUGUUAAGGAUGAGGAAGAUGAUGUGGAGGUUGCUGAUGGUGGGGGCUGUGCUGGUGGGGUGGAUGAUGAUGUUAGUGGGAAUGGUGAAGAUGCUGGAGAUGACAGCAUUGAAGAUGUUGUUAAUGAUGAUGGUGAUGAAGAUGGUAAAGAUGAUGAAUAUGGUGCAGAUGAUAGUGUUGAAGAAGAUGAUGAUGACAAUAGUAAGACUGAUGAAGAUGGUGCUGUUGAUGGUAUUGAAGAUGUUGAUGAUAACGAUGUUAAUGUUGGUGAUGAAGAUGGUGUGAAUGAUGAUGAAGACAGCAAGAUUGCUGAUGAUGGUAAGAAUGAGGAAGAUGAUGUAGAGGUUGCUGAUAGUAAGGGCGGUGCUUGUUGUGUUGAUGAUGAAGAUAGUGUGACUAAUGAAGAUGGUGCUAUGGAUGAUGAAGAUGGUGCAGAUGAUAGUGUUGAAAAUGAUGAUGAUGAUGAUAAUGAAGACAAUAGUGGGACUGAUGAAGAUGUUGCUGAAGAUGGUGAAGAUGAUGAGAAUGGCAUGGACGAUAUCAUUGAAGACGUUGUUGAUGAUGACGAUAAUGAUGUUUGUGGUGUGGAUGGCUGUGAAUGCUGUGAGUUUGAUGAUGAUGUUAAGGAUGAGGAAGAUGAUGUGGAGGUUGCUGAUGGUGGGGGCUGUGCUGGUGGGGUUGAUGAUGAUGUUACUGGGAAUGGUGAAGAGGCUGGAAAUGAUAGCAUUGAAGAUGUUGUUAAUGAUGAUGAUGAUGGUGAUGAAGAUGGUAAAGAUGAUAAAUAUGGUGCAGAUGAUAGUGUUGAAGAUGACAAAAGUGAGACUGAUGAAGAUGGUGCUGCUGACAAUGGUGAAGAUGAUGAAGAUGGUGCUGUUGAUGGUAUAGAAGAUGUUGAUAACGAUGUUAAUGGUGGUGAUGAAGAUUGUGUGAAUGAUGAUGAAGGCAGCAAGAUUGCUGAUGAUGGUGAGAAUGAGGAAGAUGAUGUAGAGGUUGCUGCUACUGAGGACUGUCCUCCUAGGGUUGAUGAUGAUUGUGAUGUUAAGGAGACUGAUGAAGAUGAUGCUAAGAAUAGUGUAGGUGUUAUUAUUGUAUAUGUUGAUGGUAAUGAUGGUGCUGAAGAUAGUGGGGAUGGUGAUGUAGGCUGUGAGUUUGAUGUUGAUGGUAAGAAUGAGGAAGAUGAUGUAGAGGUUGCUGAAAGUAAGGGCAGUGCUUGUUGUGUUGAUGAUGAUGAAGAUAGUGGGAAAAAUGAAGAUGGUGCUAUGGAUGAUGAAUAUGGUGCAGAUGAUAGUGUUGAAUAUGAUGAUGAUGAUGAUGAUAAUGAAGACAACAGUGGGACUGAUGGCGAUGGUGAAGAUGAUGAGAAUGGCGAUGAGGAAGAUGAUGUGGAGGUUGCUGAUGGUGGGGGCUGUGCUGGUGGGGUUGGUGAUGAUGUUAGUGGGAAUGGUGAAGAGGCUGGAGAUGAUAGCAUUGAAGAUGUUGUUAAUGAUGAUGGUGAUGAAGAUGGUAAAGAUGAUGAAUAUGGUGCAGAUGAUAGUGUUGAAGAUGAUGAUGACAAUAGUGCGACUGAUGAAGAGGGUGCUGUUGAUGGUAUUGAAGAUGUUGAUGAUAACGAUGUUAAUGUUGGUGAUGAAGAUGGUGUGAAUGAUGAUGAAGACAGCAAGAUUGCUGAUGAUGGUAAGAAUGAGGAAGAUGAUGUAGAGGUUGCUGCUACUGAGGACUGUCCUCCUAGGGUUGAUGAUGAUUGUGAUGUUAAGGAGACUGAUGAAGAUGAUGCUGAGAAUAGUGUAGGUGGUAUUGUUUUAGAUGUUGUUGAUAAUGUUGGUGCUGAAGAUAGUGGGGAUGGUGAUGUAGGCUGUGAGUUUGAUUUUGAUGGUAAGAAUGAGGAAGAUGAUGUAGAUGUUGCUGAUAGUAAGGGCGGUGCUUGUUGUGUUGAUGAUGAUGAAGAUAGUAGGACUAAUGAAGAUGGUGGUAUGGAUGAUGAAUAUGGUGCAGAUGAUAGUGUUGAAUAUGAUGAUGAUAAUGAAGACAACAGUGGGACUGAUGGCGAUGGUGAAGAUGAUAAGAAUGGCAUGGAAGAUAGUUUUGAAGAUGUUGUUGAUGAUGUUUGUGGUGUGGAUGGCUGUGAAUGCUGUGAGUUUAAUGAUGAUGUUAAGGAUGAGGAAGAUGAUGGGGAGGUUGCUGAUGGUGGGGGCUGUGCUGGUGGGGUUGAUGAUGAUGAUGUUAGUGGGAAUGGUGAAGAGGCUGGAGAUGAUAGCAUUGAAGAUGUUGUUAAUGAUGAUGAUGAUGAUGUUAAUGAUGGUGAUGAAGAUGGUAAAGAUGAUGAAUAUGGUGCAGAUGAUAGUGUCGAAGAAGAUGAUGACAAUAGUGCAACUGAUGAAGAGGGUGCUGUUGAUGGUAUUGAAGAUGUUGAUGAUAACAAUGUUAAUUUUGGUGAUGAAGAUUGUGUGAAUGAUGAUGAAGAGAGCAAGAUGUCUGAUGAUGGUAAGAAUGAGGAAGAUGAUGUAGAGGUUGCUGCUACUGAGGACUGUCCUCCUAGGGUUGAUAAUGAUUGUGAUGUUAAGGAGACUGAUGAAGAUGAUGCUGAGAAUAGUAUAGUGGGGAUGGUGAUGUAG